GCUCCAGCCUGCUCUUGAACGUCUAUGCUGCAAUUUUUAGCCCCUCAGUCAAUGCCCCUCAGGUUCGAGUCAGCUGACCCAGGGGCUUGUGGGGUACGUCUGAGUGACCAGCUCACAAUUAGUGAGGCAAAUGAGGUAAGCUGCUGCAUGAUUGAUUGCAUGCAACAUAGUGAGAUUUAUCUGAACCACCCAACUGGCAAAUGUGAAACAGAGAAACCAAAUGUGUGGAGCACAAGGAAAAUAACAGGAUCUGAUACACUAGCCUCGAUGACAUCUGGAACUAUGCAUGCAUGAGUCACUGGCUCCAGGAGCCCCCUGGAAAUGCUAAGUGGGAGGGAGAAGGAGGUUGAGGUAUGGUCUGAGAAGACACAGUGGGGCCACAUGUUCAGCUGGUGCAAAUUGGUAUAGCUCCAUUGACUUCAGUGUAGGAGUGACAUCUGAUUGACAGCAGCUGGUGAUCUAGCCUUCUGGUGUUCAGCCAAAACUCUCCUAGCCAUCAGUGGGCAUUUGUUUUGCCUGAAUAACAAGUGAAGGUAAGACUUGGACAUGGCUCUUAGAGGUGUGGGACAAACCCAGCUACACUCUCAGGUUACUACCCAAUCCAAAGUGGUGGUGAUGAUUCUGUCUUGCACGUUUGCAGGAAGAUGAUUAAAAUCUAAUUUGGCAACAGACCCUCAUAGCUUUGUAAUGUCACAAUUUUGCCCCCCACAGGACAACUUACUCAAGCAAACUCCUUUUCCCCCAUCCCUUGACCUCCCCCCACCCCCUCCCCAAGUGGAAGACUGUCCUAGGCCCAGGGAAGAAAUGGAAGUGUUGGCUCUGAUGUGCAUCUACCCAACAUUUAAAUGGGGGAUGUGGGAUAGCAAAAGGGAAUCCAGUUCUGGGAUUAAUAUACCGAGCCAUUGUAGCACCCUUCAGUGGGAGCUGGGUCCUAGGCUGGAUGCUGGAAUCUUCAUAAACAGUUCUUGGAUUAAUGGUGGUGAGUGGCCUCACAUGCUAGCAGAAAAUCAGUGUGUGUAAGCCACAGACCCCGAUACUUACAGGAUUAGGCAGGAACGAGAAUGGAAUGCCAUUGGGCAGAUAUCUAGUUCAACCUAUUGGCCCGGAGUGCCUCUGGAGUUGGCAGGGUUUAAAGAUGUGCUGGUGUAGACGGCAGCAUGUGGAAUCAUUGGGAUGAAAUGGAUCCGUUCUGACAGAUUUGAAAUAACAGCUGAGUGGUUCAGGCGCUGCUUGCCAAUUCAUCUGCUGUCUUUGUCUCUCUAAGCCUUUGGAGUGGUGCUGGCAAUAGCUGGAGGGGUGUUUAUAAUUAUAAUAGAGUGACUUCUGGGGGCACAGACAUCUACACCCCUGUGUUCCAUGCUUUGUGCCCCGCUCUGAUUGUGGUAAGUAUUUACCUAGCCCAGUGUAUUGCGUCAGUGUAAGGGUGUCCCUAAGAAGGAUGGUCUUGUGGUUAAAUCACAGGUGAUCUUAGUUCUGUGCCUGACUCUGACAUGGACUUCCUGUAGGACUGUGGACACCUCACUUAAUCCCUCUGUGCUUCACGUUCCUCAUUGUAAAAUGGGGAUAAAAAUCUCUCCUUCGGGUAUGUCUGUUAAUAUUCUUAACAGCAGUUUGAGAUGGAGGGUGCUAUAGAAAAAAGGCCUAGGUCCUAUCUAGAGAUCCCUAGAUCUCAAAGCACUCUACACAGGUCAAUAUUUCUUUCCCCAUUUUAUAGUUGGAGAAACUGAGGCACAGAGAGAUGUGACUGGCCCAAGGUCACCCAGCAGACUGCUGGCAGAGCCAGGUAUAGAAUGCAGGUCUACUGAGUCCCAGUCCAAUGCUCUAUCCACUAGGCCACACUGCCCAGUUCAGUGUUAUCACUGCUGCACAGACAUUCCUGUUACUUGCUUUCAGAUAGUGUCCUCUAAGCAGAGGCCAUUUUCUCCAGCUCUCUUCCCACCUUUCAGUUGAGCAUGUGUUUAUGGUCUCCCCCCUGCAUGUUGCAACAGUUAGAAAAUGUCCUCUCACAAGGCUUGGUUCCUUUUUACAGAGGGGCGUAGGACCUAAGAACCUUGGAUUCUAGUCAGUGAUGAUCUUUUUUUGGAAUAUUCAAAGCAGAGAGAGCAGCCAAACUGUAUAAUCCCCCUAAGCUUCUCAGUUGGACUGUUUUGGUGUUCUGUCUCAGCAGACCAUUGAGCUCUGAUGAUGCAAUAACAAAAAAAAAUAAAGGGUACAUUGAAGCCUCCUUUUAUUCCCUAAUCCUGUUUGCUUUUCUAGAAACAAUCCCUAGCUCUGACUCAAUUCUUGGAUCCCAUUCUCAUGACAGAGCGAAUGUCUGGUACAAAAGGAGCCUUAUAAAAAGGGCCUCCCAGAUUCUGGCCCUUUGCAGUUGCUUCUAGAAUUCCUGCAGCAACUGCGGUGUAGUGCCUAGAAAGGAAAAUGUCCAAAACAGGAACCAGGAUCACUUUCUACGAAGAAAAGCAUUUCCAGGGCCAUCGCUAUGAGUGUGAUAGUGACUGUCCUGAUUUUCACACCUACCUAAGCCGCUGCAACUCCAUCCGAGUGGAGGGGGGUGCCUGGGUUGUCUACGAGCGGCCUAACUUUGCAGGGAACAUGUACGUUCUGACCCACGGCGAGUACCCCGAGUACCAGCGCUGGAUGGGCCUUAAUGACCGCCUCAGCUCAUGCAAAGCCAUUCACUUAUCCAGUGGAGGCCAGCACUGUAUUCAGAUCUUUGAGAAGGGGGACUUUGGUGGCCAGAUGUACGAAUCCACAGAGGACUGCCCUUCAGUCAUGGAUGAGUUCCACAUCCGGGAAAUCCACGCCUGCAAAGUGCUGGAGGGGGCUUGGAUAUUCUAUGAGCACCCCAACUUCCGGGGCAGGCAAUACCUGUUGGAGAAGGGGGAGUACCGCAAGCCCGUUGAUUGGGAGGCUGUGUCCCCCACUGUUCAGUCCUUCCGCUGCAUUGUAGAGUGAGAGCUGGGGCAGCUCCCCGGCAGGGGCCAACAUCCCUGCUUUGCCAGGGAAACUGAGUGGAGUCUGUGAAUAAAGCUAGUGGCUGAUACAAUGCUCCCUGUCCUGCU
Molecule: messenger RNA, 3062 nt
Organism: Dermochelys coriacea (leatherback sea turtle)
Lineage: Eukaryota; Metazoa; Chordata; Testudines; Dermochelyidae
Gene: CRYGS
Product: crystallin gamma S
Exons: 3
Coding region: 2419-2955 (178 amino acids)
Biological process (GO): visual perception; lens development in camera-type eye
Molecular function (GO): structural constituent of eye lens
Source: RefSeq, a predicted model, not a curated record